AUGUGGCGCGACCGCAUCUCCGGCCAGUCGACUCCCUCCGGAGUGAAUCGCGCCCCGUCUCUUCCCCGACGAUCCUCCUCUCAGCUUUCCCGGGGUCCCUACAACAAUAAUCGCCCCGGAGUGCCUUCCAAAUCCUCGUCAACAUCUCUGUCGUUGACUCCAAGUGAUUCAUCCACGUCUCUUCCUGGCACGGCUCGUGCAUCCAAUGGAUUGGGAUUAAGGCAGGCCAGCGGCCAGCGGCAACGCCCGGCCGUCGUCCCGGAUCCACUGGAGGUCCUGAAAGGAAUCAUUGGAAAGGAGAAGUUGGACAAAGAGAGCUCACAAUUAUCCACGGGGCCGGAGUCAAGGCCAACAGAGCUGGUUGAGGCAAUCAGUUUCGACGGACUCAGCUUGCAAGAGUUUGUCGCCAAAGAGGACGACCGACUACCUCGAAAGACCACAAGCAAUGGAGUCAAUGCCCAAACGAUCCGACAAUUCGAGCAAGAACGCGAUAAAUUUCAAGAUCUUCAUACUGCGAUUGCCGGCUGUGAUGAUGUAUCGAAGUCCGUCGAGCUUUACCUGAAUGACUUCCAGACCGAACUGGGUGUCGUGUCGGCGGAGAUCGAGACGUUGCAAACUCGAUCCACCCAACUGACCGCGAUGUUAGAGAAUAGACGGAAUGUGGAACGAUUAUUGGGGCCAGCGGUCGAGGAAAUCAGCAUUUCCCCGAAAGCCGUGCGUACCAUCAUUGAGGGUCCCAUGGAUGACAACUGGGUACGCGCCUUAAACGAAAUUGAUGCGCGAACCACUAGCAUUGAAACCAAGGCAUCCUCCUCGAACGGGUUCAAAGCAAUCGAGGAUGUGCGGCCCCUCUUGAUCAAUGCAAUCGAACGGAUCCGUGAUUACCUCGUGUCUCAAAUCCGAGCAAUGCGCUCGCCCAACAUCAAUUCGCAGAUUAUUCAACAGCAACGACUGGUCAAAUUUAAGGACCUGUAUAGUUACCUCUCAAAGAUCCACCCCACUCUCGCUGGCGAGAUUUCCCAGGCCUAUAUCAACACUAUGCGCUGGUACUACACCUCCAACUUUACCCGCUACCUACAAGCUCUUGAAAAGAUCAAGGUAUACCCAAGUGACCGAAACGAAGUUCUUGGAGGCGAUCCCUCUGCGCACCGAACUGGAAAUAUUCUCCCUGGCGGCCGAGCCGGCUCUGCUGCUCAUGAUCCGUUCUCUCUGGGCCGGCGGAUUGAUAUUCUCCGAAAUGGACUUCAACCAGCACUGUCAUCUUACUUGGCGGAAGAGGAUCACUCGUACCAUGGUAUUGAAGUGCCAUUCCGGAAUUUCAAUGUCGCUUUGGUGGACAACGUGUCUGCUGAGUACUCGUUCCUCACCGAAUUCUUUUCUCCGUUGACCUUCCACCAAAUCUCACGGAUGGCCGCCACCGUAUUCGAGCCAGUAUUUGCCCUUGGUCAAACCUUGACAAAGAAGCUUAUCGACCAUACGACAGAUUCUUUAGGUGUUCUAAUGUGUGUUCGGCUGAAUCAACACUCCGCCUUUGAACUGCAGCGGCGAAAGGUCCCCGUCGCAGAUUCAUAUGUCAAUGGGAUCAACAUGCAUCUGUGGCCCCGCUUCCAGGUUAUCAUGGACCUCCACGGAGAGUCUCUCAAACGUGUUGGCUCAAACACUGGUCGCAGUGCGGUCUCUGCCCUCUCCAUUGCGGGUGGAGACGACUUGAAGCAAUCAUCGGCGCCCCAUUUCCUCACACAGCGAUUUGGACAGCUCUUACAUGGCAUUUUGGUGCUCAGCAGUGAUGCUGGGGAUGAUGAGCCCGUCUCCAACAGUUUGGCACGGCUGAGGGCUGAAUUCGACACUCUCCUGGCGAAGCUGAGUCGCAAUGGAACGGACGCCAAACGUAGAGAACGAUUUCUGUUUAACAAUUAUUCAUUGAUCUUAACCAUCAUUAGUGAUACCCAAGGAAAAUUAGCAGUCGAGCAGAGACAGAAUUGCUCGAAGAACACCGGCUCUUCGCCGCUGCUUUUCGAGUUCACGAGCCUGCCGCGCAGACUUUACCCAUGCAGUGAGUUUGAACAUCCCCGCGGCAUGCGGUAUGGCUCCGCUGCUGGAGCUUGCCGCGAAAUCACCGAGAGCUCUCAACUAAACCGAAACCAGGUCAUUGGUGCUGGUGUCGUUGGCCUAUCGGUCGCGAGACAACUAGCAGCACGAGAGGGCACUUCAACCAUUCUUCUCGAGCGACAUGAUGCUCCUGGCACCGAGACAAGUAGCCGCAACUCGGAGGUCAUCCAUGCAGGGCUUUACUACCCGACCGACUCGCUUAAAACAAGACUCUGCAUUCGUGGCCGCAAUAUGCUCUACGACCUGUGCUCCAAGCACGCCAUCCCACACCGAAACACCAAAAAAUGGAUCGUCGCACAGACUCCCGCGCAGUGGGAAGCCAGUCUGCAGGUCCACGCCCACGCCCAAGCCCUAGGUGACGCACCGACUCGGCUCAUCGGCACUGCAGAAGCGGCCCGUCGCGAGCCCGCCGUCAAAGCCGAUGCCGGUAUCGUCGAGAGCGAGACCACCGGCAUCGUAGACAGCCACUCACUUAUGACCUACCUCCAGGGCGACUUUGAAGACCGCGGCGGCGACAUCGCUUUUAAGACGAGAGUCACAGGCGUGGAGCCCGUGCCAGGCGGCGGAUACAGGAUCACCGCCAUCUCGGACGAGGAUGGAUCCGAGACGUCCAUAACGGUCGAGAACUUGAUAAACAGCGCCGGGCACGGCGCCUGCGCAAUAAACAAUCUGAUUCUACCACCAGAGCGACACCGCUUCCCGCAUUACGCCAAGGGCACAUACUUCUCGUACGGCGCAUCCAGCCCGCGGACGUCGGUGCUCGUUUACCCGGCGACGUUGCCGGGCCAUGGAGGCCUGGGCACGCAUCUCACCCUUGACAUGGGCGGGCGCAUCCGCUUCGGCCCAGAUGUGGAGUGGGUGGAUGACCCGAACGAUCUCCAGCCGAGCAGCGCCCGCCUGGAGCAGGCCAUCCCGGAGAUCCUGUCUUAUAUGCCAGGCGUGGACCCGUCUGCUAUCACACUUGACUACUGCGGUAUCCGGCCGAAGCUUGGCCGUGGGGGUGCGGUAAAUAUCGGCAAGGGAUUCCAGGAUUUCGUGAUCCAGGAAGAAGAGGGAUUUCCCGGGUUUGUGAAUCUGUUGGGCAUUGAAAGUCCUGGCCUGACGAGUUGCUUGGCUAUUGGGGAGAUGGUGGAUGGAAUACUCUAUCGGUAA
Penicillium macrosclerotiorum is the source of this 3261-nucleotide messenger RNA. RefSeq lists its product as uncharacterized. Lineage: Eukaryota; Fungi; Ascomycota; Eurotiomycetes; Eurotiales; Aspergillaceae. The transcript has 5 exons. The record is from RefSeq and is a predicted model, not a curated record. Gene Ontology annotation, biological process: endocytic recycling; retrograde transport, endosome to Golgi; Golgi to vacuole transport. Gene Ontology annotation, cellular component: GARP complex. Gene Ontology annotation, molecular function: syntaxin binding; oxidoreductase activity. The coding region runs from base 1 to 3261 and encodes 1086 amino acids.